AGACAAGUUGAUUUGGCACAGGGAAGUGACGAAGCUAUCGAAUUCUCCUAUUCUUCCUGUCUUCCGCUGUAGUGCGAUUUGGCUAGCAGAAUUGACUCAGAUCUCAGUUCGGGUAUCCACCGCAAGAUAACGUUUUGUGACGGCCAAGCUCAAUCAACAAGUUUACUCUCCUCAGUUUAUCCACUCCAGGGGUUCCUCAUGCCAGACGGCGAGUGUGACUUCUUCUGUUUCUUCCGCUGCUGCUGAGCACCUCUGUGCCCCUAAGCCUGCUGGGAAUCAUAGUCUUUGCAGUGAAGCAGCUGUGUGGUGAGGGGCGGCUGUCCCUCAGAAAGCAGGCAAAUCCAGAGAGGGAUGUCUGUAGACAUGAGCAGCCAGGCUUCUGACAGCAAUGAGGAAGACUUUGGGGAGAACUCCGAGGAAGACGAUGAUGGGGGUGAGGAAGGUGACAUCGCCGACUACUACGAGGGUGUCGCGGGAGAUGUGGAGCAGCAAGAGCCAGACUCGUUUGACCCUGAGGCGUACCAGUUCAACUGUCUGACCUACAGAGAGAGCCAGAGGGUGCUCAGUGACGAGGUCAACGUUGUGGCCACCGCCCUUAAGGUUGUGCCGGCUGUAGCAAAACUGGUCCUUGUACAUUUUCACUGGCAGGUGUCACAGUUACUGGAUAGGUGUAAGUCCAAUACGUCUCAGUUGCUGUCUGACGCCCAGGUCCAGCCCGCCAUCUGCAGAUCUGUGACUACCUCCCCCUCCCUGCAGUGUGGGGUGUGUCUGCAGCUGGUGAGAAGAGAUGCCCUGCUCGCACUACCUUGUCAUCACUCCUUCUGCAAAGCAUGCUGGGAGCAGCACUGCACAGUCCUGGUGAAGGAUGGCUUGGGAGUGGGGAUCUUGUGCAUGGCUCAAGAAUGCUCGCUGAUGAUGCCAGAGGACUCCGUGCUUCCUCUUCUGGCUGGAGACGAACUGAGGGACAAAUACAGACGCUACCUCUUCAGAGACUAUGUGGAGAGUCAUUUCCAGCUGCAGCUGUGUCCAGGUGCAGACUGCCCCAUCGUCAUCCAGGUGCAGGAGCCACGUGCUCGCAGAGUACAGUGCAGCCGCUGUGGCGAAGUCUUCUGUUUUAAGUGUAGGCAAAUGUACCAUGCCCCCACAGACUGCCCAACUAUACGGAGGUGGCUGACAAAAUGUGCCGACGACUCUGAGACGGCCAACUACAUCAGCGCACACACUAAAGAUUGUCCAAAGUGCAAUAUCUGCAUUGAGAAGAACGGUGGCUGCAAUCACAUGCAAUGCUCCAAGUGUAAAUAUGACUUCUGCUGGAUGUGUCUGGGAGACUGGAAGACCCACGGCAGUGAGUACUAUGAGUGCAGCCGUUACAAAGAGAACCCUGACAUCGUCAACCAGAGCCAGCAGGCUCAGGCCAGAGAGGCCCUCAAGAAAUACCUCUUCUACUUUGAGAGGUGGGAGAACCAUAACAAGAGUCUGCAGCUGGAAGCUCAGACGUACCAGCGUAUCCAGGAGAAGAUCCAGGAACGUGUGAUGAAUAACCUCGGCACUUGGAUCGACUGGCAGUACAUGCAGAAUGCUGCCAAACUACUGGCCAAGUGUCGCUACACGCUGCAGUACACAUACCCUUACGCCUACUACAUGGAGUCUGGGCCACGCAAGAAAUUGUUUGAGUACCAGCAGGCGCAGCUAGAGGCGGAGAUAGAGAACCUGUCAUGGAAGGUGGAGCGGGCGGAUAGCUAUGACCGAGACGGAGAACUGAGCAACAACGACCGAGGGGACCUGGAGAAUCAAAUGCACAUAGCGGAGCAGAGGAGACGCACACUGCUGAAGGACUUCCAUGACACCUGAGGCCAUGUCCCGCAAUGCACCAGCAGCAACUCCUGCCCUCGCUCUCUCUCUCCCACCUCCUCUCCAAAGAUCCCUUCCAUCACUCCCUUCUCACCUCUAUUCUCCCCUCAUCCCUCGCUCUAGCGCUGUCCCCACUGUGCCCAUCCAGACAUCUACUCUUUCGUAUAUCCAGCUCGCUCUCUCACGGCAGAGAGAUAGUGACCGCAUCUGACAGUGGAAUUCGCACAUUCACACUACAGUGUUUAUCAGAAAGCAUACGCAUCUUUGGCUUCAGACACACUCGCUCUGUAUACUUGCAGAUACAGUCACACACACUUCUCCGUACCCGCACAUAUACACACACACACAUAUGCAGACACUCAUAGACACUCCACAGAGAUGUGCAGACUAACAAGCCCUUCCCAUGUCCCCAUCCAUCUCCACAAUUGCCCCUUUUCCUUUUUCUCUCUUUUUUUCUGGACUUUCUUCUCACAUUUUGUCAGCUUAUUUUUUUCUGGAUUAAUGGCUGUUGAUAGUUAGAUCAUUUAAAAAAGAUAUUACAAAAAUACCAAACAAAAAUGCUGUAAUUUUGAACGGUUGUACAUUAAUACAGAGAUAGUUACUGAGAGAAAGUUUUUAAACCAGACAUUGCCUCCUGUGUGAUCAUUGAGUGGGUCUGCAUGUCUCCCAUACACGUGUGUAUACACACACACAUACUCACCUCCAUAGGGCUCUACUGUUUAUUUGGAAUAUGUGACCUUUGGCAUGGGCUUGGAGUCCUCUGGAUGUUCUUUAUGUUGGAGUGGUGCCAUUCUUUUGCUUAAAAAUGGACAAAAUGCUUUAUAGAAUGUAUCUUCUUUUCUGAUCAUAUGAAGAGUGAAGUCACUCCCGUAAACCAAGGGCAAUGAUGAAGUCAAAUGCCUUUAAACAUAACCUGCAAAUAAACUAUUUCCCUGCUCUAAA
Molecule: messenger RNA, 2793 nt
Organism: Clupea harengus (Atlantic herring)
Lineage: Eukaryota; Metazoa; Chordata; Actinopteri; Clupeiformes; Clupeidae
Gene: arih2
Product: ariadne homolog 2 (Drosophila)
Biological process (GO): protein ubiquitination
Molecular function (GO): zinc ion binding; ubiquitin-protein transferase activity
Source: RefSeq, a predicted model, not a curated record